This is a messenger RNA of Glycine soja, 1920 nucleotides long. RefSeq lists its product as uncharacterized. The coding region runs from base 1 to 1920 and encodes 639 amino acids. The transcript has 2 exons. Lineage: Eukaryota; Viridiplantae; Streptophyta; Magnoliopsida; Fabales; Fabaceae. The record is from RefSeq and is a predicted model, not a curated record.
AUGGCCGACCACGCAACAAGGAAGACCACGACGGACAGACUCGAAGACGCCAUUACCCGAUUGACCCAUAGCCAGGCGUCCCUCUCCGAUAAGUACUCAGAAUUAUCAGGCAAAGUCGAUUCCAUCUUGGAUCAUCUUCGCCUACGCGACACAAAUUCUAACAACCCCAACGCCCAUACGUCCUCCGCCCAAAGAAACCAUGUCAAGCUAGAUAUUCCGAGGUUUGACGGCCGCGACCCCCUCGGGUGGAUCUUUAAAAUCACCCAACUAUUCGAUUACCAGAACACCCCUGAAGAAGAAAGGAUCACUGUGGCAUCUUUCUAUCUUGAUGGUGCAGCUUUAAGCUGGUACCAAUGGAUGUUCCGCAACGGGUUCAUCACGUCGUGGACGGGUUUUUUACAAGCUCUCGAAUCCAGGUUUGCUCCAACGUUCUAUGACGACCCCAAAGGCGCCCUUUUCAAGCUAGCCCAACGAGGCACAGUCAAUGACUACCUCACGGAGUUUGAAAGGCUAGCCAACCGAGUCAUCGGAUUACCGCCGCCGUUUAUGCUCAGUUGUUUCAUCUCCGGCUUAUCACCGGAGAUACGUAGAGAGGUUCUAGCCCUGCAACCCAUUUCUCUUCCCCAAGCCACUGCGUUAGCUAAACUACAGGAGGACAAACUAAGAGAUCGUCGUCGGGUCUUUUCUCGACCAACUGAGUCUUCCUUCCCCUCUACCCAACCUACUAACCCCAGCAUCAAAGCCAAAGGCCCAUUUGUUCAACGAACCCCAGAAGAGAUUGCGUUCAAACGCCGAAAAAGGGCCUUUGUUAUAACUGCGAUGAGAGGUGGAACUCGACCCACCGUUGUAAGGGACGCGUUCUUCUAUUCAUUGCCGACUCCCCGUCACCCGAAACUACGGAUUCCGACCCUGAACCACUCCCUUUACCAGAUGACGAACACCAGGAUGCCCAAGACCAGACUUUAUGGAACCAUCAAUCACGCGCGUCUCACCAUCCUCAUUGAUAGUGGAAGCACGCAUAAUUUUCUCCAGCCACGCAUAGCUCACUUCCUUCGUCUUCCGGUAAGGCCUACUUCUCCAUUACGAGUACUGGUGGGAAAUGGUUCAGUCCUUGACUGUAACCAGCUAUGCUCCAAUACACCCCUUUCACUUCAAGGCCACUUCUUCAACGUUUCUUUCCACCUUUUACCGAUAAGCGGGGCCGACGCCGUGUUGGGUAUCGAAUGGCUCAAGCAGUUUGGGCCGGUUAUUACUGACUACACCGCCCUCAUUAUGAAGUUUCAUCAUUUGGGCCAGGCCAUUGAGCUUCACGCAGACGUUUCAAAUAGGCCCGAACUGGUCUCAGUACCUCAAGUAAAACGCUUGGUCCGCACCGGGUCCACAUCCGCCCUAUUCCACUUAAAUCUACUACCCGUAACCCGACCCGAACCGCCACGUCAUCAUCUUCCUCAACAUCAUCUUCCCCACCCCGACCCUGCAAUCGAAAAUCUUCUCCGACGUUACCACCAAAUCUUCGAAACACCCACCACACUUCCUCCUCCCCGAACCGUUACCCACCACAUAAACCUCCUCCCUUCAUCAUCACCCAUCAACGUAAGACCAUACAGAUACCCUCAUUUUCAGAAGACCGAAAUUGAAAAGCAAGUCUCCGAUCUGCUCGCGGCAGGCCUAAUACGAACAAGCACAAGUCCAUACUCCUCCCCAGUUCUUCUAGUGAAGAAGAAGGAUGGAACAUGGCGUAUGUGCGUGGACUACCGUGCCCUUAACGCAGUCACCGUUCGCGAUAGGUUUCCGAUACCCACUAUCGACGAAUUGUUGGAUGAACUAGGGCAAUCAUCUUGGUUCUCUAAGUUGGAUUUACGGCAGGGCUUUCACCAGAUCCUGAUGCAUGAACCGGCUAUUGAGAAAACAGCAUUCUGA